GUCGCUUGGAAACUUCAGGGGGACGCAUCUUUCGCCUAUAUACAAAACCCCUUUCAUAGUGUGCUGGUUGCCGCCCUGUUUAGUGGUUUUACUCAGGUCUAAUUGACACUGGGAGAGAUCGCUAAAGCCCUCGAACGAUGUCGUCGCUUCCGCCUGGUUGUCGAUUUUACCCUUCCGACGGGCAGCUUCUCUGCCACUACCUCACCAGUAAGAACCGCACGACUAAUGAAGCUAACGAUGGCAAUAGGACUGUGAGCGGCUACGACUUGAUAAAGGAGCUCGACUUGUACAGUCUCGAACCGUUUGAUUUACCGGAAAAUGCGUGCUAUUCAUACGGUUACGGGGGAAGGAAAAGACAUUGGUAUUGUUAUACGAAGGUCAGGGUUUUGAACGAAAGCAGAGGAGGGAAGAGCAGGAGGGCGAAGGGAGGGUAUUGGAGGAGGAGCGGUAGGGUUAGGGAUGUCGUGGACCCCAGUGGGAAAGUUGUGGUGGGAACGAGGACUAGGUUCGUUUUUUAUUUGGGAAAUUCAGUAAAAAAUGCAAUCAGGACCGAUUGGGUCUUGCAUGAAUAUGCUCUAAUUGAUCAUGUUAAGGCUUCUUAUGUCCUUUGCCGAGUAUUUGUCAAGUCUCAUGGUGGAAAUAGCAUUUCAGAGAAUAUGUUAACUUCCUGUGCUGAAGAAAGUGUUUCUGCUGUACGUCAUUUGGGGAUUCAAAAAGAUGAAUUUCUUACACCUGACAUAGUUGAAGCUAAAGUGCAUGCUGAUAGGAAGAAUGACUUGUCAAGAUAUGCUUUGAGACUAAGUACUGAGUUGGAUGAUCAAGUCGCUACUGGACCUAUUUCUGUUACCAGUUUUCAGUUUCCUUCAGCUAGCCAAUCCAAUAUUGAAUCUAAUAAGCCAGUUAGGACUCCUGGACUUUCCGGUGGUGACAUAUUUGUGGCUGAAACUGUUCAACAAUUAGUUUCCAUUCUGAAAGGAGAUUUCAUAGAGCUGAAUGAUUUCAUGGAUUGAUCAUCCAAACAGUGUUGAAAGGAUUAUUUUUGAAAUAUAUGUGGAUAUUAACCCUAAUGCUCAGGGUUAAGUUAUUACCCAAAAUGUUUGAUUCAUGGAAUUUAGAAGUCAUAGGAGUUUAAAUCCCAGCUAGAAGCAGUUUACAAUAAUAGAAGGCAUUCGAAUGCGCAGCUAGAAAAGAAAAGGGUUUGGAAUUCAGUUAAAGGAAGAGGUUCAUGUUAUGAGGAAUCUUAAGAAAGAGAAGAUAUUAAUGUUUUGUGGAACGUUCAAAAGUUAGAUGAAAAACUCAUGCUGUUACUUAUGAUGUUCAGGGAGAUAUCAUAGCAGACUUGCUUCAUUUAUUGGGGAAUUUUUCCCAAUGGAAUCUGAACAAGAUUGAUAUGUCAGAUGGUAAAUUCAAAGAAAAGAAAAAAGAAAUGACUCUGAGAACAGCUGCUUCUUCUGGCUUCAUCUUCUCUCUGUUGUGGUUGUGCCAUUGAUGUUAGAGUGUUUCUUGUCUUUUCUUAUGUGGGAAACUGUGCUUUCCCUCAUUUCUCUAGUUCCUUUCAUUAACUAGGCCUCUUGUUCUCUUUCCCAUCUAGUUUCAGUUUCUCAGGUUGCAGGGUAGAUUUAUCUUUAUGAUGUAAUGGGUGGGACUUUGCCCCAUUGCGCCUCUCUGGCAAUUUCAAUUAGCUUAGAAAGCCUGUCACUGUUUAGCUUGACAUGUAAUCUACUGAGCUUUCUUAUAGCAAGACUUGGAUAACAUUAUCACAGAGUGUGCAUGCUAAUAAACUUGGCAAUUGUGUUUAUAUUCUUCA
This is a messenger RNA of Hevea brasiliensis (rubber tree), 1807 nucleotides long. RefSeq names its product NAC domain-containing protein 72. Gene Ontology annotation, biological process: regulation of DNA-templated transcription. The record is from RefSeq and is a predicted model, not a curated record. Lineage: Eukaryota; Viridiplantae; Streptophyta; Magnoliopsida; Malpighiales; Euphorbiaceae. The transcript is spliced from 4 exons. Gene Ontology annotation, molecular function: DNA binding. Bases 138 to 1010 code for a protein of 290 amino acids.